GGAAGAAAAUUUUGUCUGAAGAAACGGUUGAUUCUUCAUAUACUCUGUUGUGUAUUUAAAGGUGCCAUUACUCAUCACAGUUGUCCUUAAACUCACUUUACCCGAGAGAGAAUACAAAGAGUGAUCCAGUUUUUGUUCUUCUUUAGCUGGUCAUUUUUCAAGAAGUUGCAGUGGUUUUCAGACAUGAUCAAGAAACAUAAUCUCUUGAUUUUUUUCUGCCUUGAAGCCAUGAAAUGCUAUUGGGCUGAUGCAGUAAGGUUCGUGCCUGUUCAAGAGAAAGCUGAUAUAACAAACUAUCAACCAGUUCUAACACCGCCAGAAGGCAACACAACGUUCCUUGAUGGAACAAGCUGGUGUGUUGCGCGGCCUGGGGUCUCUCAAGGAGAUCUGCAGGAUGCAUUAGACUGGGCUUGUGGCAUGGGAAAGACUAAUUGUGGUCCGAUUAAAUCAGGGGGUCCAUGUUUUGAACCCAAUACACUUUUGUCCCAUGCCUCUUUUGCUUUUAACAGCUAUUACCAACAAAAUGGAAAUUCUGAUAUCGCCUGCAAUUUUGGAGGGACAGCCACCUUAACUCAGAGAAACCCGAGUUACGGAAAAUGUUCUUACUCUACAUCGGAAUCUUUACGUGCUUCGGCAUCUGCAUUGUCAAGAUACAAACAGAGGUUUAGGCGAUGGAAGCUAUCUGGGAUUCUGCUACUUCUGUACUUGGGUUGCUGAUCUAUGACACAUUCUGUUAUACAUUUUGCAUUGGUCCUGACAUGUUUCCUUGUCAAGCAAUAUAAGUUACAAGUGGAGGAUUAAAUUUUGUUAAAAUUAUUUAGGAACAUGGGGGAUGAUGUCAAGGAGUUUUAGCACUUGUUCAAACGAUUCUUGGCUUUUCUCUCAG
This is a messenger RNA of Daucus carota subsp. sativus, 886 nucleotides long. RefSeq names its product PLASMODESMATA CALLOSE-BINDING PROTEIN 5. The record is from RefSeq and is a predicted model, not a curated record. The coding region runs from base 184 to 717 and encodes 177 amino acids. NCBI's taxonomy places the organism in Eukaryota, Viridiplantae, Streptophyta, Magnoliopsida, Apiales, Apiaceae. The transcript has 4 exons.